GGUGUGGUGGAGACUGGUGAGUCAGUUUCAGUUAUGUAGAGUCGCCUUCUCUGCUCACAUCGUAGCGAACAAAGCGCUUUGUAUUGUCUGUACUGUACGCGUCUCAACAAGAACAAAGUGUUGUUGGAAUAUAAAAGUAAUGUUUUGUGUGUCUCUUGCUGUCUAUUUCAGUGCUUAAUUUUUGUUCGUUUUGUUUUGUUGGGCCUUUUUUAACUAAAUGUAAGUACUGAACGCGUUUCCAAUUUUUCUAAUUUAGAUUGUGCUUUGUUUGUCUAAACAGUACGUGAUUCGAUGGUGUCCCAGCUCAUGACAAAGGAUUAUAUUGAAUGAGUAGUGCUGGAUAACGAAAAAAGUGGCGUAUGUGAUAGUCCACGACUCAACUCCGUAUAACAGUAUCUAUAGGGAUGACGGCUAAAUGAAAAUGGCAUCACCUACACCGUCAAUAGAAUCAAUACCUAGAGCAAGUUCAAUUGGAUCAUUCGGUGAUCAACACGACUACUUAUCCUUAUCGCCUUUGGCGGAUUCACCAUUGUCAGUAAGCGGCUCAUCGCCCCCAGUAAGUGACUCAGUAGACAGAGACAGUGAUCACUCUGAACUACAUUGUCAACAGUGCAGAGAUCCCGUUUCAGACCCAAAAUUGUUAGCCUGUUUUCACACGUUUUGUAACGCUUGUCUCGAAAAGAACAAACUCAUCUGUCCUCGUUGCAACACUGAAUCAAUCGAGGGCAUCUUGAAUAGCCUUCUCUUCAACACAGAGAACAGCAACGAUUUCCAUUCGGCUGCUGUCCGUUGCACAGGCUGCAAACAUAAGAAACUAGACGCAGUCGCCCGUUGUGUCGAGUGUGCCAACUAUUUGUGUUCCAAUUGCGUCAUGGCACAUCAAUUUAUGCACUGUUUCGAAGGCCACAGGGUUGUUAACCUGCCAGAGAUCAAAGAUGAACCCAAAAACGGAGUAAUCUCCAAUGGUAUCAUGGGCAUCAUAUCCAAUACCGAGAAAAGUAUGAUCUGCCCUCGUCAUAAAGCAGAAUUGUUAAAGUAUUAUUGUCGCACCUGCGCCGUACCAAUUUGUAAAGAAUGUUUGGCUUUGGAUCAUCCCAUCGGACUCCACGACUAUGAACACAUCAGCGAAGCUGCACCAAAACAGAUCGAAGCUAUUCAGCACGCUGUAACCGAAGCAAAGAGCAAAGCUACCGAUAUCAGAAAUAUCCUUAAAAAUGUAGAACACGUUUCCAGUCGCCUUCAGAUUCAAUAUCAAAAAGCUCAAAACGAAAUCAAUGACACUUUCCUAUUCUACAGAUCCAUGUUGGAGGAAAGAAAGCAGGAACUUCUCAAAGAAUUAGAGAGCGUUUUUAGCGCAAAACAAAUAUCAUUGGGAGUGGCCACGCAAAAGGGCCAAGAAACGUGCGAACAAAUUUACAAAACCUGCGAAUUUGUAGAGAGACUGAAUAAAUGUGCAAAUGUUGUUGAAAUACUUAUGUUUAGAAAAUUAUUAGAUAAUAAAUUACAAGGUCUUUUAAAUUAUAACAUUGAUCAAAGCGUGCAAGCAGCAUGCGAGUUGGAAUUCGUAUCCAACUAUCAAGCCAUACAAGUAGGCGUCAGAAAUACUUUUGGUUAUGUGAGAUCAAACUCAGAGCCAGUGGUGGGUCCAAGCAAGCAGCCCCCCAUCGCUAGACCUACAGGCGGUGGUGGAUCAAGCUCCAGCGGAAGCAGCGUCAACGGAAGUUCCGGUAGUCUAAACGGUGGGAUGAUCUGUUCGUUCCCCAUGUCCAACUCAAGUCAAUCUACAUCUCCUUUCGAAUCAAACAUAAUCAGCAAACGAUUCAGCAGUGCCAACAGUUUGGGUCCGUUUUCAACGACAAUAGGAGACUUAAAUCUCAAUGGUAUUAACCCUUACGAGAAGUGGUCCAAUGGUGGAACUACGGACAGUAUUUUCCAAAAUGGAACUGCGGAUCCAUACGCGCUAAGCGGUACUACACAUAAUGACCCCAUGCUAGAUCUGACUUCUAAACUCAUGUCGACUGCGAUCUUUCCCCCGAAAUCUCAAAUAAAACGACAAAAGAUGAUUUACCAUUGCAAGUUUGGAGAAUUCGGUGUCAUGGAAGGACAAUUUACCGAACCCAGUGGAGUAGCCGUGAACGCCCAAAACGACAUAAUCGUUGCCGAUACGAAUAACCACAGAAUCCAAAUCUUCGACAAAGAAGGCCGAUUUAAGUUUCAGUUUGGCGAGUGCGGUAAACGCGACGGACAAUUGUUGUAUCCAAAUCGCGUUGCUGUAGUACGCACAUCCGGGGACAUUAUCGUCACAGAACGGUCUCCGACACACCAGAUCCAGAUCUAUAACCAAUACGGUCAAUUCGUUCGCAAGUUCGGAGCAAAUAUCCUCCAGCAUCCUCGUGGUGUUACCGUAGACAAUAAGGGACGAAUCGUCGUCGUGGAGUGCAAAGUUAUGAGAGUGAUCAUCUUCGAUCAAACCGGUGCGGUCCUCCAGAAGUUCGGCUGUUCGAAGCAUUUGGAGUUUCCUAAUGGCGUCGUCGUGAACGACAAACAAGAAAUCUUUAUCAGUGACAACCGAGCUCAUUGCGUUAAAGUAUUCAGCUACGAAGGAGUCUACUUACGACAGAUCGGUGGAGAGGGUAUCACCAAUUACCCGAUUGGAGUAGGCAUAAACGCCAAUGGGGAGAUUUUGAUUGCGGAUAACCAUAACAACUUCAAUUUGACGAUUUUUACCCAAGACGGCCAGUUGGUGUCUGCGUUGGAGAGCAAAGUCAAGCACGCGCAAUGCUUCGACGUGGCCCUGAUGGACGACGGUUCCGUGGUGUUGGCCAGCAAGGACUACAGGCUCUACAUAUAUCGUUACGUGCAGGUACCUCCCAUCGGCCUGUAAAGAACGUUUCCUCCAGGCAGGGUCUCCAGCCGCCAUUCCCAACACUUUUUGUUGAUGCAUUUUUGAAUGGAGUGGACGGAUGCUGGUCUGUUGAUUAUAUUAUUUUUUAAAGUUGUCAAAAUUUUCACGAUAUUUAUCGUCAUAGUUUUGUACUGUAUUUCACAUGUUGAUAUUUUAAUAUUUAAACGUUUGACGAUGCGAAGCUGAACAGUCGCUACCUUGGUGGCCUGUCGCCAUGUUGUAUGACCAAAUUUAUCAAUUUUUAAAACAGGGAUUUUAUUAUUAUUCAGAUUAGAAAUGUUAACCAAGCAUCGCACGGUGCCUGGGCCAUUGUUGUAAUUUAAAUUUGAGCAGUUUCCGAUGAUAAUGAUCUAUUUUAAUAUGCGUGUAUGAUGUUGUGUAUGUUCUUAGAAUAGCGCCUUGUUGUUUGCGGGAUGCCGCGUUGUUACGGACCCUAGUCAACCAUAUGAACUGUACUUUCAAUUUAACAUAGUAGUAUCUCAUUUUUAUUAUUAUCUUAUUAUUAUUAUUAUUACGAAUAAUUGUUCCCCUCUUUUCCUGUGGAUGUUUGUAUACUAUAGAGUGCCGUGCCACUCGGGAAAAACACCCCGUAGUUGGCAAUUUGUUUUUUACGUUUAUGUAUUUUUAGUUUUGUUAUUCACAUUUAAUAUUAGAUAAUACUACGUGUGUGGUGCAUGCGACAUCUCUUUCCACCAUCUCUUAUUUUUUUACUUAGUUGUAGGUUUUUGUAGUAAUAUAUUUGUUUGUUGAUGCUGCCAAGUUUAAGAUAGAGGACGUCGGUUCACUACACAAAGAUCGGCGUCCUAGGGCGCCAUAAGCCUUUCAAGACUAUAUACUUAGUAGCUAGGUUUUUCGUUCAUUAUUACUCUUGUUACCUCGAGGCGAAACCAUGGACCAUAGCUCAACAGUUAAUUAAUCUUAAAAAAAUGUCCGGUUAGCGACAACCCUGUUAAGAUGUUUCAAUUAGUGAUGGUGAACGUAGUGAUUUGCCGUGAUCAGUGACCGUGAUUUUUAAAUAACGGUGAUUUUAAACAGUGCCCGUGAUUAUCAUUGCUUUAUGUAAAUACAGUAAAAUCAGUCAGUCACAGUAGUCGUAAACUAAAUAACACUACAACAACACAUUUUUAUAAUUACGUAUUUUUUAUGGGAAAUAAGCCACAAUUUUACUAAAAAAUAAAUUUAUUAACGUUUCGAAGCCCAAAUCGGGUUUCGUUGUCAAAAUACUAUUAAAAUAAAAUAAACAUGUUGUUGCUAAGUAAAAAAAUUCUUCUAAUAAUUUAUUUAAUCUGACUCAUUUAUAUUGGCAAUUCAGACGUAUAUUAUACGCUAAUAUAAAUGAGUCAGAUUAAAUAAAUUAUUAGAAGAAUUUUUUUACUUAGCAACAACAUGUUUAUUCUUCUUAUAAUUCUUCUAAUAAUUUAUUUAAUCUGACUCAUUUAUAUUGGCAAUUCAGACGUAUAUUAUACGUAAUGUAUAAUAUACGUCUGAAUUGCCAAUAUAAAUGAGUCAGAUUAAAUAAAUUAUUAGAAGAAUUUUUUUACUUAGCAACAACAUGUUUAUUUUAUUUUAAUAGUAUUUUGUAUUUUGACAACGAAACCCGAUUUGGGCUUCGAAACGUUAAUAAAUUCAUUUUUUAGUAAAAUUGUGGCUUAUUUCCCAUAAAAAAUACGUAAUUACAACAACACAAUUAAUCUAAACACUAACAAUAAAGUAAUCCAUUUAAAUCACUACAAAACUUUCUUAUUCCAUAAAUUUUUUUAUGAACAAAAAUAUAUUCCAUACGUUUAAUGAAAUUAUUUUAAAUUUAUUAUUUUGACAAGAGGCAUAUAAGUAAAUAACACAAAAUAUUUCACCGUUUCUAAAAUUCACCGUUAUUAAAUCACCAGAUGUCAAAGUGACCGUCUCGUUCACCGUGAAUAUCAUAAUAUUUAUUAUAUAAUCACGUUUUGUAAGACGGUGAUCAGUUGAUAAAACUGAUAUAUCUGGUAAGUGAUCACGGUUAUGGAAGUUACCAAGGAACGGUAGUAAUCGGUAAUUUCUAAAUCACCGUGACUAAAUCACCGUGAUUAAAUCACCGGUAGUGAAAUCACGUCCCAUUACUAGUUUCAAUUAUAAUGACCAUAUUAAGUAAGCGACAAAUUCCAGAAUAUUGGAAAAACCCAAAAAACUCACAUACUUAUACAAAAAAUAAUGAUGUUAUAUGUUAUAGUAUAAUGAGACUGGUUUCUAUGUUUCUCAGUUUUACAUUAUCAUCAGUCCAUACAAAUUUCAUACAAGAUAACAAUAAAGGGCUACACUAGAAGACCUUUUUGACUUGAUGGCAAAGUUUUGUUAUCUUGUUUCAAAUUUCUAUGGCCUGAUGAUGAUAUAAAUCUGAUAAACAGAGAAACUGCAUUACACUAUAUUAUAUUAUUAUAUAAAAUAUAAUAUUAUUUUAUACAAGAUUGUGAGUUUCUUGGUUGUUUCCCAAUUUUCUGUUACGAUGAACUCACGCCAACAGUUGUUCCUUUACUAGGCAAAUUACAAUUCAUCCAUAAACUACUGUCGUCUUAUUCGUUGAACAUUACACUAGUGACCAAAAUUCUGAAAACUGUACAAAUCCACCAAUUCCACCAAUUAGUAUUUGGUGGGAUAACCUUUGUUUUUUAGUACAGACUCAAUUCUGCCAGGCAUGGAGUUCACAACAUGAGCCAAAUCUUCUGGUGUAGUAAAUCUAAACCAGUCUUAAAUAAUAGCUUCUCUCAGUUCUCUCCUGUUAAUUAGGUUUCGACUUUGGUGAUAUUAACACUUUCAGCCUUGACCAUACAUUUUCUAUUGGAUUUAGAUCGGUACUAUUUCCAGACCAACGCAGGACAGUACCGUCAUGGUUUCUCAACCAUUCCAUGGACGUCUUAGCAGUAUGAAUCCUGCUGGAAAAAGCAUUGUUGAGAGUCCCCUUCAAACAAAUCUUUGAUAGUUGGUAGCAGUUUAUAACCAUGUCAUUAUUGCAGUCAAAUCAAUUGCUAAAAUAUAAAUCCCAAGAGGAGCGGGAGGAUAAGGGAAAUCCAAUGAACAAUGUUAUGAAAACUACAAUACGUAAUGAAUGGAGUGUUACUAGAAAACCAAUUUUUGGAAAGUUUUCAGAAGUUUGGCCACUAGUAUAAUUGCAAUAUCGGUUAUCAACAAAACUAUUUUGACAUUUUUGACAGUGAAAAAGUUCCUUUUCCAAAUAAUCAGUAUUCCCAGAUAUUAUAGGCCCUGUUUUUGUUUCAAGGCAUUUCAUUUAGAAUGUAACAUCUUAAAACUUAUGUUUAAAAACUGUUUUCAUCAUUGAAUUUUGAUGUAAAACUAAUUAAUGUAACAACUUAAUCAAGGUUAACAAAAAAACCAAGCUGACUGGGCAUCUUUUUGACAUUAUAGUUGAAGACAAUUGGGCAAACUAUCCUGCAGACUUUUCUCCGCGUUUAUUUUUGUUUUGUUUGUUUUGUAUAUUGAUUGAUAACAAUUUGCCACCACAUGACAAUUUUUUUAUUUAUUUUAUUUAUAUAUUUUAUAUUUAGAAUUUAGUAAAUCGAAUGUUUUGAAUCUAGAAAACGGUUCUACGUAGGAAUUACACACCACUUAUUUAAUUCCAACCUUACAUUACUCGUAGAAUUAAAAACGCUAUCAAUCUUUAGACCUAGUUUACUUGAAAGAUAUAUGUUGACACAGUCCGAUAUGAGCCCACACCACAUUUACAUUGAUGCAGAUUAAUGGUCUUUGUGAUUCGGGCCCUUCAGAAUAUGCCAACGUAUCUUCAUAAACGGUUAUGUAUUAGCUUAAAACAAAACAACAUGCAAAUCAGUGGCUUCCUUUGACUCACAUGCGUGAACGCUUGUCACAGGAAAUUUUAGUGCAACUCGGACACGGUUCAGAAAUUUGUGCUUUGGAGAGAAGUGAGAAGAUAACUUGAGUACCAAUCCUUAAUUAAAAGUAAGAAAUAGUUUUUAGUUUAGUAACAAAGAACAUUUUUUUAUUUAUUGACUUUGGUAUUUACUUCUAUUAGAGCCAAAUAGGAAUCAACGAAUGCAUAAUAUGAUCAGUUGAGUUUCAACAUUAACUACUACACUAUUUCUGGGAACAUAAACUUUGACGUGAUCGGAAAAAUCGAUCAGGGAUUUAAAAAAUAUAUCAUCACACCAUUGAUCGAGGUAUAUUAACUUACACCCUAAUAGCUACAUAAAAUGGCCUGGGUUAAAUAUGUGCCUAUUAUAUAUCGGAUCAUAAUAUAUAGACGUUGAAAAUAAUUAAAAACUCAUUGGUUUGAUUUUGUGAUUUGUAAUGAUCUACUAAAUGAACUACAGAAAAUGUUAUUCAUAGUUUAAAAAAAUUUUAAUGCUGUCGACUGCGCCAGUUCAAUAUUAUCCCCUUUUAUACAUUUAGUACUAGUAGGUUGGAGUUAAAUAAAUGUUAUAGUAUUUAAUAGUGUAGAUAAAUAAAGUAAAGAACAAUUUUUUUAUCAACAACAUCGAACUCCAUGGUUUCAUCUCGACAGAACUUCAAGUUUUUUAUGAUAAUUUAUCUUAUUUUUAUUUAAAUUAUAUCAUUGUUGUUUUUUGAGAUCAGAGGCGGUUAAUUCGCUAAACGUCUUAAAAGGGGCUGAGAGAUCUCAUCCCGUACCAGCCCUCGAAGAGAACCCUGCGGCACCCCGGUCACUUCGCACAAUUUCCGUCUCUCGGCACCCAUCUGACAAGUGUUGUAUAUGUUGUUUUACGGUGUCUUGUUGAGAGCCACUCUAUUUUUUCUAUUGUUCUUAGACGUCCUUGGAUGGGUACCUUGAGAAACGGGAAUCUCAGAACGACCUCGGUGCAACAUGGCGCUCAGUUUUUAUUACUGCAUUUUUAAACUUGUUGUUAUUAUUAUAUUAUAUUACUUUAAUGGUAAAAAAUUUGUUCGUAAAUUAAAUGUACAUUGUUUUGUUUUUCUUUGAUUUUUUGUUGUAAAUGCUUUUUUUAAUUAAUAAUACCAUUCUUGCAGUUUUCA
This is a messenger RNA of Diabrotica virgifera virgifera (western corn rootworm), 7906 nucleotides long. It is a transcript of the gene brat, whose product is annotated as brain tumor protein. The transcript has 3 exons. Bases 416 to 2884 code for a protein of 822 amino acids. Gene Ontology annotation, molecular function: mRNA 3'-UTR binding; translation repressor activity; protein binding. The record is from RefSeq and is a predicted model, not a curated record. Gene Ontology annotation, biological process: negative regulation of translation. NCBI's taxonomy places the organism in Eukaryota, Metazoa, Arthropoda, Insecta, Coleoptera, Chrysomelidae.